Messenger RNA from Oldenlandia corymbosa var. corymbosa, 2106 nucleotides. The record is from the annotation of a GenBank genome assembly. NCBI's taxonomy places the organism in Eukaryota, Viridiplantae, Streptophyta, Magnoliopsida, Gentianales, Rubiaceae.
AUGGAGAGAUUUGCUCAACGAGAAAGUGUUUUGCUGGGAUAUAGCCCACACAGAUCAUUUGAAAAUUCACCCAGAAAAUCAGAUGCAAACCCAGAUAUGGAUUUCAGUGAUGUAUUCGGUGGUCCUCCAAGGCGGUUUUCGGUUCAAGAAAGUAAAACAAGAUAUAGUUUUUGUGAAUCAGCAAUGGAUUCUGAGCCCGAAGAUGACGCAGCAGUUGUGUCAAGACGUAAUCCAUGGUCUUUUUCAGAUGAAAAACCGGUUUUUGGUGCUGAAAAUGCUAACAGAAGGACUACUUGUCCAGGGGAUGACUUCUUUGAUGAUAUAUUUAGAGUUGAUGAGAAUAAGUCAUUUAAUUCACCAAGGAAGAGUAGUAGUUGGGAUAUCUUUGGUUCUUCCCCAGGUUCCCGGGCUUCAAGUCCAUCCAGGGCACUGCCUGCCAAAGCUGAGCUUUUUAGUUCUUCAGUUCCUGCUCAAUUUAGCCUUCCUGCUAAAGCCAAGAAAACAACAGAUUUUCCUCCACUUGAUUUCACCAUGAAUCAUGGUCCAUUCCAUAAGAAAGAUGGGAUGGCAAAUGGUAUAAAUAGUGGAAUCAGUUCAAGUCACUUGUAUCGGAAAAGCCCCUUGUCACAAGAAGUGUCGGAUAUCAGUCAGGAGACCUCCACUGAAACAAAAUCUGAGGCAAAGAACGUGGAAACCAAGUUGAAAAAAUCAGGUAGCAUUUCCACUACACUUGGUAGUGGCCAGUUUCACUUCUCCAUCUACAAAUGGGCAGAAAGUGAUGUGCCCUUGUUGAUAUCUCUGGGAGAAGGUAAUAAAUCAAGACUUAAGGACAGAUUGAGAGCUGAUAACAGUUCAAAUUCUAAUGGAAGACUUGAAGGUGAUAGAAAAAUAACCUUGAAUGAGGGUGCCACAUCUCUUGAUACAGAAUCAGUGCCCUUGAAUAUAAGAAGUGAUAGUAGCAAAGAAAAGAAUGUAGAACCUGGAUUUCGUGAUGAGGAAGUACUUAAAAUUCCGGAAACAAAACUCUCAGUAAGGGAGGGAAAUGAUAUUCCACAAAGUGAUGCUAUCUCAACAAAAAGUACAGAGGAGAAAGCCCAUUCCAAGAAGGUAACAAAUAAGAAAGAAGCUUAUGUGAAUAAGGGUCAAACUCCAAAGAUUGAGCAGAAGCCCUUGCAUGAACUGCUCAAUGAAGACAAUCAAGAACCAGGCAAUGCUGCUGAAGGGAAAGGUAACAAGGUGAAGCAUACAGAUACAGCCACUGUGAGCAGUCAUAAGAAAAAUGAUUCAAAAAAGAGAUCAGAUGUGAGUAAUAAUAGCUUCCGAAAGUCCGAAACGAAUUCAGGAGAUAUCUUUGGUAGAAGUCGAAUGAAGGGAAAAGUAGGGGAAUUCGUAAAGAUAUUCAACCAGGAUAGCUCUGAGAAAACAAAGAAUGACUUUCGCAGCAAGAGCACUAGAUGGAAGAAAACAGACACCCAUGCAAAAGAAAAUGGAGCAAGUAAUGCCGUAAAAACAGAAGAGAGCAUGCACAGGUUGAAUGACACUAAGAUGCCAGAAUCCUCCACCAGGGAAGAUGACAACUUUAUGAAGAAUGAAGUACAAAAACAAUCACAUUCAAAGACAUCCUUCAGCAAGGUUAAUGGUGUCUCUAAUAGUGAGAAGAAUGCUUCAAUGUUUUCAGAAUUGGCUUCCGAUAACAAUGGAAUCAAAGUUGAAGACAGAGAUGAACCUCUUCAUGAAUAUUUCCAGGUAGAGGAACUGUCAAAUGUUGAAGACAAGGAUUUAGAAACUAAUGGAGAGUCUGAUCAUAUCCAAGCUUCAAAUGCUAAAAUUCAACAAUGGUCAAGCGGAAGGAAGGGAAAUAUCCGCUCAUUGCUGUCAACUUUACAGUUUGUUCUUUGGCCUCAGAGCGGAUGGAAGCCAGUUCCCCUUGUUGAUCUUAUUGAAGCAAGUGCAGUUAAGAGAGCAUAUCAACGAGCACUGCUUUGCCUACAUCCAGAUAAGCUGCAGCAGAAGGGUGCUGCUUCUGAUCAAAAGUAUAUUGCCCAACAAGUGUUCGACAUUCUUCAGGAGGCAUGGGAUCUUUACAAUACGCUAGGUGCAAUAUGA